Messenger RNA from Oryza sativa Japonica Group (Japanese rice), 1765 nucleotides. The record is from RefSeq and is a predicted model, not a curated record. NCBI's taxonomy places the organism in Eukaryota, Viridiplantae, Streptophyta, Magnoliopsida, Poales, Poaceae.
AUGGGUGUAAUAUGCCCAGUAAAGCCACCACGGCUCGCCCAUAACUCCAUAUUCUUUAUGACCGGCCUCUGCUAUGAUAAACAUAAUCUAGAGGUUCACCUCAAGAUUUGGCUUCAUACAGCAUAUCCGGAAAGGGAUACCCUUUCUGAAAUCAUGCUGCUGUUAUUGAACCCUGUGUUCCUUAUUACAGGUAAAAGACAGCAUGUCAUGAGGACUUUCCAAGGUCAUAACCCCAACACUAUGAAAGUUCAUUCUCGCAAGUCUCAACCUUCAAAAAAGAAGCCUCGCGAGUUCUAUGACACUGUUGAGGUACACAUUAUUGAUGAUGACAGUGAUGGUGAUGCGAAUAUCCACAAGGAUUACUCAAUGGAAGACACAUCAAAGCACCUUGUCAUGUACAAUCCUGAGAUCACGUAUGACAAACAAGGGGAAGUUGAAGUUACUGAGCCUAUAGAUAACUAUACUUCGCUGAACCAAAGAUACAUGAAGCCAAGACACGGAUAUAACACUGUUUUACCAUCUAUCGGUGCUUACACCGUGCAAUGUGCUCACUGCUUCAAAUGGAGGAUCAUCCCAACAAAAGAGAAAUAUGAAGAGAUACGUGAGAAUAUUUGUCAGGAUGUGUUUGUAUGUGAAAGAGCUCGUGAAUGGAACCGUGUUAUAUCUUGCGUUGAUCCUGAAGAUAUAUCACAGGAUGGAAGUAGGGUGUGGGCGAUUGACAAGGCAAGCAUUUCCCAGACUCCUCCUGGCUGGGAUAGAGAGGUCAGAAUCAGAGGAGAGGGUUGCAGCAAGUUUGCAGAUGUUUCUAGUUGGUCUGGUACAACAAAACGAAGCUCUGGAAAAGCUCUGGAAAGUUCUUGAAAUAUUUCCCAGGAAAUGAUGUAAUUAUUAUGUCCAUAUUCUAGGUACUUGGCAGAGAACCCACACUACAUUAGGCAAGGGGUUAACUUAACCCAGUUCUCUUUCGCCACCCCCAAGCCUCUGCAAGAAGACUAUGUCAGGAAGCAUACAUAUGCAGCAACUCCUGAAUUACCAGAGCUUCUUGAGACUGCGCAAGUGGAUCCACUCUGCUGGGCAGCACCCCCUACACGCAGCGAACUGCUUGGUGAGCUUGGUGCUUCAACCUCAAGAUCUGUUGAUGUCAGCCAGUCUGAGGUGUCAUACCCUGUAGACUUGCACCAGCCCGAGGAGUCUGCGCCACUACCUCCACGCACAAAGAAGAAAACUAUGAAACGAGGGCGAGUGUCAGCAACGGGGUCUCAAUCGACUCCACCUGGUUCAUCCAAAGAUCAGUCUGGAGGAUGCGUAAGCGACGUCGAGUUUGUUUCGCUGUGAACUCUGGAUGCAGUGCCUUUGUCUCUGUCAGUCUGCCUUUUGGUUCGUCUCAUUGUCUAUACCUCUCAAGAAACAUAAACUUCGACCUAUAUGCCCAAUGUUUUGGGUUUGAUCAGAUGCGCUAAGCAUCGAAUUUUGGUAAUCUAACUACGUCUUAACAUGGCCAUGACAUAGGCUGUAGCAUCCACAUAACUAGGUAGCCAGCACUAGUCUGAUAGACUUGGCAGAAUAUGUUAGCCAGCAUUAGUCUGAUAGACUUGGCAGAAUAUUUUCCAUGGACAGCCUGCUACAUAUGUUGAUAUGGUAGUUGUACUGGUAUUGUAACAUGGAAGUCUGGAGUAGACAGACAGUGUUAUCAGUGUACCAGAUGUUUUAUGCUUCGUUUUUCUGUCUCUUGUCUUUGGAUGCUUUGUGUUGAUGCUCGAUUAAC